AUGGGUAUCAAGAAGCUAUUUAGAUUAAAGCCUCCUCCAGAGGAUACUCCUGAGAUGAAUAGGGAAAUAUUGAUGACGAAAGGUAUCACUGUGAAAGGCACACAAAAAAGGAAGAAAGAGAAGUUUGCUGCGUAUGGGCAGUUUGCUAAAGAUAAAGCUAGCGAUACAUUUUACUCACCGGAAGGGUACGAACAAUAUGCUCAACCGCCUGCUCCAGAGGACCCCGCAGAUGACUUGAACAAAUCAGAACUGGAUGAUGAGAAUGGAACGAGCAAAAAGGCAUCGCCAAAGAAAAAGAGAGGCAUUUUUGGAAGGAAAAAAUCAUCAUCUCAAGAUACUGAGGGAACAGAACCGAAAGAGAAAGCGUACGAUCCGUAUGCAGUGAAUAUCGAUACGUCUGAGAACUUUUCGGAGGGGCCAUAUUCAACGAGAGAGCCCAGCAAAAACAAUGUCGGCGACACAAGAAAUAUGUCGGAUCCUUACUCCACUGCGGACCCGUAUAGCAGUUCUGAAAAACAGAACUACAAUAACGAUCCCUACUUCAGUCACGCCGGCGCAUCAGAUCCGUAUAACAGCACAUACAAUGACCGGCAGCAAAGCGGUACUGACAGAUCGUCUCCGGGAAUAAAUACGAGAGAACCAUACAGGGGCGGUGCGAUGGCUGGUGCACAAAGGGGAAUCACACCUCGCAACGCAUCUCCCAACCAACCAUAUAGCAGCCGAGACACAUCACAGUUCAGUAACCCUUACGGUGAGAGGAAUUCAGGUGACAACGUUAGCAGAAGUGACUCGAAUGACUUGAAUGCCCCUCCAGUAGAUAAUAUCAAUCUAGAGAAAAAUGAUGCGUCCGUGGGCGGUGUACCGAGAAGAGGGACUUCAAAUCCAUACGGUAAUAGGGGGCCAACUCGGACAAGAGGUUCCGCAACAAAUGUACCCAGUUCUUCAAGUCCAUUAGCAUACGGCUCCACGGGGGCAAAUACAGGUAACCCAUACGAUAACAUUGGUGCCACUGAUAUGUAUGGUAGCAGUAGUAGAGCCGUGGGUGGAACGUCGCAGACUAACCCAUAUGAGUCCAUGAACGGUAGAUCGAUGUACACCUCUCCAACGGAGGCACCUAUGAUGAAUACGUCGAAACCAAACCCAUACAAUAUUGCGAAGACGAAUACCUACUCCCUGAAUGAUCCGCCUACAGAAACAUUUACUGGUGGUCCAACCGGACCGUUGUCGGAAACAGUCUACGCAAGCCGCGAAAAUAGAGUUGCCGCUAAUGAUACUGAUGAUUUAAAUGCGCCGCUUGGAGACGUUACUGGUUUUGUGGAUAACGGAGACGAUUUGAAUGCGCCUUUGAGCGAUGAACUGGGAGGCGCGCAGCAACAGCAGCAGCAAUACCAAGAGCAGCAGCCAUGGCAAAUGGAGGAAGAAUACCAACAACAGGAGCAAUCAAAUGAGUAUGGUAAUGGCUACGGACAAGAUAAGGGGUAUGCAUCAUGGGAAGAGGUUCAAAGAGCCGAAGAGGAACAGCAACAAAGGGAGGAAGAUGAAGCUGUUGACGAGCUGAAGCAGGAGAUUAGGUUUACGAAGCAAAGUUCUGUAGCGUCCACUAGAAACACGCUGAGAAUGGCACAAGAUGCGGAAAGAUCAGGGAUGAACACGCUCGGUCUGUUGGGUCAUCAAAGUGAGAAGUUGAACAACGUGGAAACUAACCUGAACUUAAUCAAGGUCCAAAACUCUGUUGCUGACGAGCAAACUGCAGAACUGAAAAAAUUGAAUCGUAGUCUGUGGGCGGUCCACGUUUCCAACCCUUUCAACUCCAAGAGGAAGAAAAGGGAACGUGAAGAUGCCAUCAAGAAUAAAAAAAUCGAAGAGAAAAUGAUGAUGGAAGGCACAAACAGGGAUUUGUACCAAUCCACUCAAAGGAUCGAAAGUGCCAUGAAUGGCAAUGCACAUUCAUCGAGUGGUAUCCGUGAAAGGUAUCAGAGGGAGCAAGCCCUUGAACGGGCUAAAAAGUAUCAGUUUGAAAACGAUGAAGAAGAUGACGAAAUGGAACUUGAGAUCGACAGGAAUAUAAGUCAGAUCCAGCAGGUUAGUGGUAGGCUAAAGAAUUUGGCUCUUGCUGUGGGAGGUGAGGUAGAUGCGCAACAAAACCGUUUGGACAACAUUGAGAACAACACUGAUGAUAUGGAUAUUAAGAUUCAUAUGAACACUAGAAGAUUAGCUGAUAUCAGAUGA
This is a messenger RNA of Huiozyma naganishii CBS 8797, 2229 nucleotides long. It is a transcript of the gene SEC9, whose product is annotated as Sec9p. The coding region runs from base 1 to 2229 and encodes 742 amino acids. The record is from RefSeq and is a predicted model, not a curated record. Gene Ontology annotation, cellular component: plasma membrane; SNARE complex. NCBI's taxonomy places the organism in Eukaryota, Fungi, Ascomycota, Saccharomycetes, Saccharomycetales, Saccharomycetaceae. Gene Ontology annotation, molecular function: SNAP receptor activity; syntaxin binding. Gene Ontology annotation, biological process: vesicle fusion; exocytosis. The transcript has a single exon.